AAGUGACAAAACAAUCGGUUCAGCAACAAAAAAACAAACAAACCAAUAAACAGCAGAAGAUAGCAAUUAUCUACUGAUUGCACGCCCUAUAAAGGAAUAGAAAGCUUUGUUGGAUGUAAAAGAGAACCUGGUUCCGUUUGCAUAUUGUAGAUAAGUGGAGACAACUCUCAAUCGUUAUCGUUACCUGUCGAAUGGUUCACUGUUUCACAAGCUGCCGCUUGAAGAAGACAUCGGUUCGACGCGAUUCGUAACUCAACGACACACAGAAGGCUCGUAGCCGACCAACGAAAUCUCCAAACAACCAUGCCCGUGCACACAGCCCAGAAGUGGAUCUACGCGAAGCCGUUCGUCAAUGAGCCAUCGUUGGAAAACUUCCAGCUGGUGGAGGAACCGGUACCGCAGCUACAGGAUGGAGGUUAGAAUUUAUGAUCCGUGCCAUGUACCUGAGCGUGGAUCCGUACAUGCGCAUCUACACGCUGAACGCUCCCACCGGCAGCACCAUGAUCGGUGGCCAGGUCGGUGAGGUGAUUGAAAGCCGGCACGCCAACUUUCCGGUUGGAUCGUACGCAUUCGCGCAGGUCGGCUGGCGUACCAUUUCCGUGUGCAAUCCGGACGCGUUCGAAACGCGAAAACCGUACGUGUUGCCAGACUUUGGCCCGCUGCCCAUUUCGCUCGGUAUGGGUGCGCUCGGUACGGUCGGCAAUACGGCGUACUUUGGCUUUCUGGAGAUUUGUAAACCACAGCCGGGUGAAACGGUGGUGGUUAGUGGUGCGGCCGGUGCGGUCGGUAGUAUGGUGGGCCAGAUCGGUAAGAUUAAGGGAUGCCGGGUGAUCGGCAUAGCGGGGACGCGUGAAAAGUGCGAUUGGCUGCGGGAGAUCGGUUUCGAUGGUACGAUUAACUACAAGGAGGAGAAUAUUGGCGAAGCGUUGAAGGCGCUAGCACCGGACGGCGUGGACUGUUACUUCGACAAUGUCGGGGGGCAAACUUCCUCGGCGGUAAAGGGACAGAUGAAACCUUUCGGACGGAUUUCCGUGUGUGGCACGAUUUCGAUGUACAACGAUCGGCCGGUACAGGUGGUCGAUCCGCAGCUUGAUUUCGUGUGGAAACAGCUGAUGCAGGAAGGGUUCAGUGUGCACCGGUGGACCGAUCGGUGGUUUGAGGGUAUCGAGCAGAACUGCCGGUGGAUCCGGGAGGGCAAGCUGAAGGUGCGGGAAACGGUUACCGAGGGUUUCCAGAAUAUGCCACAGGCGUUCAUAGACAUGAUGAAGGGUGGAAAUGUUGGGAAAGCGGUUGUUAAAGUUUGAUGCGCUGAAUUAAAUUCAGAUGAAAAUUAAAGAAAAAAAAACACUUAAAAUUGUGCCUUUUAAAAGAUGGACUUAUGGACCGGAAGUUGAUGCAUUUUUUCAAAUAAAAAUAAAAUAAACGAAAUUUUCAAAUAA
Molecule: messenger RNA, 1439 nt
Organism: Anopheles stephensi (Asian malaria mosquito)
Lineage: Eukaryota; Metazoa; Arthropoda; Insecta; Diptera; Culicidae
Product: prostaglandin reductase 1-like
Exons: 2
Coding region: 426-1304 (292 amino acids)
Biological process (GO): prostaglandin metabolic process
Cellular component (GO): cytoplasm
Molecular function (GO): 2-alkenal reductase [NAD(P)H] activity; 15-oxoprostaglandin 13-reductase [NAD(P)+] activity
Source: RefSeq, a predicted model, not a curated record